Messenger RNA from Centruroides sculpturatus (bark scorpion), 3262 nucleotides. It is a transcript of the gene Uba1, whose product is annotated as ubiquitin-like modifier-activating enzyme 1. Gene Ontology annotation, cellular component: cytoplasm; SUMO activating enzyme complex. The coding region runs from base 17 to 2959 and encodes 980 amino acids. The transcript is spliced from 24 exons. Gene Ontology annotation, biological process: protein sumoylation. Gene Ontology annotation, molecular function: SUMO activating enzyme activity. NCBI's taxonomy places the organism in Eukaryota, Metazoa, Arthropoda, Arachnida, Scorpiones, Buthidae. The record is from RefSeq and is a predicted model, not a curated record.
UCUUGGACAUGAAGCAAUGCGAAGAAUGGCUACUUCCGACAUCUUAAUCUCUGGAAUGAAUGGUCUCGGUCUAGAAAUAUCAAAAAAUGUGAUUCUAGGCGGAGUGAAAUCUGUCACAAUUCACGAUACAAAAAAUUGUGAAUUAUCUGACUUGUCUUCUCAGUAUUAUCUAACUGAAGAAGACGUUGGAAAAAAUCGCGCCGAAGUCUGCCGUUCAAAGCUAGCAGAACUUAAUCCAUAUGUUUCAGUUAGUUUACACACUGGAGAAUUAAGAGAGAUUAUACAGAAGUUUAAAGUUGUUGUUCUUACAGAAUCAUCAUUAGAAGAACAGUUACAAAUAGCAAGUAUAACUCAUCCUUUGAAUAUAGCAUUAAUUAUAGCAAGUACAAAAGGAUUAUUUGGUCAGAUUUUCUGUGAUUUUGGAGAGAACUUUACAAUAAUAGAUUCAAAUGGAGAGCAACCUGUUUCUGCUAUGGUAGCAUCAAUCAGCAGAGAUAGUGAAGGAGUAGUUACCUGUUUAGAAGAAACAAGACAUGGGUUUGAAGAUGGCGAUUAUGUUACAUUUUCUGAAAUUCGAGGAAUGGUAGAAUUAAAUAACUGCGAACCAAGAAAAAUUAAAGUUUUAGGUCCGUAUACAUUCAGUAUAGGUGAAACUUCAGAUUUCAGAGAGUAUAUUAGAGGAGGAAUUGUUACUCAAGUUAAAAUGCCAAAGACGAUCUCAUUUAAACCUCUUGAAGAAUCUUUAAAAUCACCUGAAUAUAUAAUGUCCGACUUUGCAAAAAUGGAACGACCACCUCAAUUGCAUAUUAUUUUUCAAGCUUUAGAUUUAUUUCAAAAUCAGUUCAAUAGAUUACCUAGACCAUGGAAUCAGGAAGAUGCAGAUGAAAUGGUGUCUUUGAGUCACAAAGUAAACAAACAGGCUCAGCAAGUGGAAGAGAUUGAUGAAGAUUUAGUGCGAACCUUUUCAUAUGUAGCUGCUGGAAACUUAUGCCCCAUGCAGGCAAUAAUUGGUGGAAUUGCAGCACAAGAAAUAAUGAAAGCUUGCAGUGGAAAAUUUGGACCAAUUAAACAGUGGUUUUAUUUUGAUGCAUUAGAAUGUCUUCCUCCUGAACAAAAAGUGAAUGAAGAAUCUGCUACUCCUCUUGGAAGUAGAUAUGAUUCACAAAUAGCAGUAUUUGGAAGAGAAUUUCAAGAAAAACUUUCAUCCUUAAAAUAUUUUGUGGUUGGAUCGGGUGCAAUAGGGUGUGAACAUUUAAAAAAUUUUGCAAUGAUGGGAAUUGCUUCUGGUGAUGGAAUGAUCUAUGUUACUGAUAUGGAUACCAUUGAAAGAUCAAAUUUAAAUAGGCAAUUUUUAUUCAGACAGUGGAAUGUUGGUGCUAUGAAAUCUGAAACUGCUGCAAAUGCAAUUUUGAAAAUGAAUCCCGACAUUCAUAUUACUCCUCAUCAAAAUAGAGUUGGACCAGAUACUGAACAAGUCUACAAUGAUUCCUUUUUUGAAUCUUUAGAUGGAGUAGCAAAUGCACUGGAUAAUGUUGAUGCAAGAACUUACAUUGACAGACGGUGUGUUUAUUAUCGUAAACCUCUGCUGGAGUCCGGUACCUUGGGUACAAAAGGAAAUGUACAGGUUGUCAUUCCUUUCCUUACUGAAUCAUACUCAUCAUCUCAAGAUCCUCCAGAAAAGUCCAUUCCAAUUUGUACUUUAAGAAAUUUUCCAAAUGCUAUUGAGCAUACAUUACAGUGGGCAAGAGAUGAGUUUGAAGGCUUAUUCAGACAGGCACCAGAAAAUGUAGUUCAUUAUUUAAAUGAUCAACAGUUUAUUGACAGAACAAUUAGACUACCUGGGAAUCAGCCAUUGGAAAUACUGGAAUCGGUGAAGAGGAUUUUGGUGGAUGAAAGAGCUAAUAACUUUGAAGACUGCAUUAGAUGGGCACGUUUAUAUUUCCAAGAACAGUACCACAAUCAAAUAAAGCAACUUUUAUACAAUUUUCCACCAGAACAGCUGACAAAUUCUGGUGCUCCUUUCUGGUCGGGACCCAAAAGAUGUCCUCAUCCUCUCGUUUUUAAUGUUAAUAAUGAUCUUCAUUUAGAUUUUAUUGUAGCAGCUGCAAAUUUAAGAGCUUUUAUGUUUGGAAUACCGCAAAAUACAGAUAGAGAAUACAUUUCAAAUUACGUUACUACUGUAAAGGUGCCUGAAUUUUCCCCCAGAUCCGGUGUGAGAAUUGCUGUCUCCGAAAAUGAAGCUAAUCAAGAGAAUUCUGUGACGGAUAACGAUCGCCUUAAUCAGAUUCAAGAGCAGUUACCUACAAAACAAGAUAUGGGAAGAGUUUCAAUUAAUCCAAUUGAUUUUGAAAAGGAUGAUGAUUCUAACUUUCACAUGGAUUUUAUUGUAGCGGCAUCUAAUUUGAGAGCAGAGAAUUACGAUAUUCCACCUGCAGAUCGUCAUAGGAGUAAAUUAAUAGCUGGAAAAAUAAUUCCUGCCAUUGCUACAACAACAGCUUUGGUUUCAGGAUUAGCUUGUUUGGAAUUAUACAAACUUGUUCAACAGCAUAAAAAAUUAAGUUCCUAUAAGAAUGGCUUUGUUAACUUGGCUUUACCGUUUUUUGCCUUUUCUGAGCCAAUUGCCGCUCCUAAACUGAGUUAUCAUAACACGGAAUUCACUCUUUGGGAUCGAUUUGAAGUGCAGGGAGAAAUGACAUUACGGAGGUUCUUGCAGUAUUUUGAAGAUAAUUAUAACUUAGAAAUAACAAUGUUGUCUCAAGGUGUUAGUAUGUUGUAUUCAUUUUUUAUGCAAAAUGCAAAAAAGGAGGAGCGACUCGAUUUGAAUCUGUCGGAGGUUGUUAAGCUGGUGUCGAGGAAAAAUAUCGAACCCCACAUCAGAGCUUUAGUGUUUGAACUGUGCUGCAACGACACAAACGGCGACGACGUGGAAGUACCUUAUGUGAAAUAUAAUCUUCCAUAGUUUCGAAUCGAUUGCAAAUGUCUCUUGCAGUUGUGAAUUUGUAUAAGUCUACACUAGUUUGCAGUUUUGAUGAGACUUGAGAUGUUUAGGCUAAUUCAUACAUUUUCAUUAAAUUUUAUUUUAAAAAAUUAAACUUUAUAUAAUCUCGUAAUUUGUAUUUAUUUCACGAUGGGACUGCUUUUUUCUGAGAUUCAUCUACAAAAUUGGCCCAUCUUUUUUUAGUCUGUAUUUUUUUUUUCUUUCUCUUUUGAGAGAUCGUUUAUACCAUACUAAAUAAAUGUUCACACAAGGUGGAAAAUAAAA